Phyllostomus discolor (pale spear-nosed bat) is the source of this 2357-nucleotide messenger RNA. RefSeq names its product proline and serine rich 3 (gene PROSER3). Lineage: Eukaryota; Metazoa; Chordata; Mammalia; Chiroptera; Phyllostomidae. The record is from RefSeq and is a predicted model, not a curated record. The coding region runs from base 374 to 2263 and encodes 629 amino acids. The transcript is spliced from 11 exons.
GAGGCUGCUAUCUUCCCGCGCGGGCACUUCUGGGGAGGGGCGGGACUGAUAGGGCAUUGCUAAGCAACAAAGAGGCGUGCAGAGUCAAUCAGGUGAAGGAGAGGAGCAGGCGAAAUUGCUGAGGUAGCUACAGGAUGAACCGCUGGUGAGACGAAUCUCUCUUCCGGGGACCUCAGGAGGCUUGGGGAAAACCGAGGCCUGCCAGUUUUCUCCACCCAAGACAGCCCCUCUGGGGAUACUACCCUAAGUUGAAGCUGCUAUUGGCCAUCCUGAAGCCAGACCUGGCACCUCAAGGUGAGGACACCUCACAGAGCACUGUUUGCCAGCCCAGUAGGAAGGGAGUGAUGACUAGAGGGAAGACCUGUAAUAAGAGAUGCAGACCCUAAGCCCAUCCAGGUCCCAAAGAUCCAGGAUCCCAGAAGUUCCCAAGGCUCUGGCCAGAGGUCACAACUCCCCUGAGCUGUUUGAGAAGUCCUGGCCAUCCAGCUCAGGGACCCCUUCCCCACCCAGCACCACUGAGGAACAGAUGGGUGCCUCUCAACCACCCACCCUAAUUGACAGUGGUGAUUCUGUGGUGGCCAGGUUCAUAAACCGGUUCCGCCAGGCUCAGCCCACAAGCAGAGAGGAACGCCAGACUACAGGUCCAACCCCAGCUGACUUUUGGUGGCUGCAGCCUGAAUCUCCAGAUCCUAGCAGUAAACUUGCAACAGCAGGAGCCAAUAAACCAGAAGGAAGAUUCAACACAGCAGUCCUGACUCUUGCCAAGGUGGCCAGUGCAUCACAGGCUAAGGCUUUGGUCCCUCUUCAAGAAAUAAAGCAGAGCCUUAGCACAUGGAACUCAUCCCUUCUGGACCUAGAGAUGCUGAGCCUGCAAAGCAGAGCUGCCAAGCUGCUGAAACACAGCAAAGCCUCUGUCUCCUCCUCCAGAAGCCUCAGCAAUGCCAACAGUUCCUCAUUCCCCAUCAGGUCUGAUGGCCUUUCUUCCUCUUCCAAGACCUUCACCCCUGACUCCAGCAAGACCUCUGACUCCAAGGCACAUGCAACUCCUGCACCAGCCACCAUCCCUGCUCCAGCCCUGGUCUCCUCCCAGGCAACCCUGCAACCAGAGGAUGACAUUCUGUACCAGUGGCGGCAGCGGCGGAAGCUUGAACAGGCUCAAGGAGGUCAGGGUGAUGGAACCUGGGUACCGCCAGGGACCUCCGCCCUCACUCCGGUCUCUGUCCCCACCUGUCUGCAGACUUCGCCUGCCCCUGCAGAGACCCUUGGUUCUCUGGGAACACAGUCUAACUGCAUCCCACUUUGGGACAGUGUGGCCAGGCCUCGUCCUGCCUGUGAAGCCUUCUAUGUGGAGAGGCCUCCUAUCGCCCCAGGGUUCUCUCCACACAUCUUUUGGGGCCCCAGCCCCAGUGGGUUUUUCUGGGCACCACAGACUGGUCCAUGGAUAUCUUCUGGGGGCUUGCCCUGGGCCUCUACUCCUAUGCCCCUUACCAACCCCCAGGGCCUGCCCAACCCUGAACCAUGCAGCCCUGCCCAGCCCAAGCACCAGGGCCCCAAGCCUCAGAGGGGUUCUACCCCUUGCCAAGAACCUGCUGGGCAGGUCACAGUGGCUGACCAAGGGCCUGGUCCACAGCUCAGAGGCCCUCUUGGUCAGGUAGUGGCUGCUAGGCUAUUUCCGGAAAGCCUGGAGGACACGCACUCUCCCCUCAAGGGCCUGCCUCCAUCCCUAGAUGAAUCUCCAAAAAUCAAAACCACACACUCUCAAACCAAGGUUAAACCCCCUCUAUCUGAUUCAUGGUUUCCACUGGCAGAGAUACCGCCAGAUUCAUCUAAGGCUGAGUUUCUGAAAGCCAAAGUCAUGCCCUCCGCAGCGGGGUCAGUGCUUUGCAAGGAAGUCAGGCAGGCUCAGCCCAAGUUCCCACCCCCUUCAGUUGAGGAGGCUUCCACAAGUGUCAAGUCCCUGCCCUCUCUGUUCAAGGCUGGGUCUCUAGAAGCUGUGGUCACAUCUUCGCCUGCAGCUGAACAUGCCCCGCCAGAGGACAUGCUCUCCCAGGCUGCUGGGCUUCUUCAGGCUGCUGAAGACUCCGACAGUAGCGAGUUUCAGGAGGACCCCAUACUGCAGGUGCUAAGGGUUCAGAGGGCGGAACUGCAGCGGCAAAAAAGGGAAGUGGACGCUCAGUUAUCCCUCUUGCUGGAUCACAAUGAAGACCCAGGGUCUUGGUCUCCUCCAGCCAGGUCACGACACCCUCCACCCUCAGGUCCCUAAGGAUGCUGCUGAAGAGGGAAGGGGCCUCAUUUGAGACCAGAAGAUUUUGAAUUGUACAAAUUCUGUUUUUCCCAAUGAAAUUUUUUCCAGUUUA